AUGCUGAAAAGGAUACCAAUUAGUAGCAACGAUUUCAGUCUAUUCGACGCAGAACUAAACAGCUAUGAAUACGAAUACUUUUGCAAGCAUAUUGGCGCUUUUAAACGCUUCAUGCAAGAAGAGGUAGGUUUAUGAUGCAAGUAUUCUAUGUAGAUUUGAUAAUUAAUACGGCUAUUUAUCGCAAUAUGUGUCAAAACUUGCUCAGUCAUGGUAACCAGUCAUCUUUUUCCUCGCCGGGAUAGGCAAAAGGAAAACGAAAUUUUCGACCAUAAUAAAGCUUGUAAUGUGACUCUAUGCACAAGAGACUGUCGAGUGACUACACAGGAUACUUAAGUGUCGAAUAUUCAUUUCAUAUGCAAAAUAUUUUCCCAAUUUAGGCCUGAUCUACUGAGCAGAUUGCUAUUGAAAUUCCCGAAACUGUACAGCCUGUUGGCAUUACGUCAUUUUUUAUUACAAAAAUUCCCCUUUUUGUUGACAUAGGUGGAUUCCUGCCAUUACACAUUUAUUAGUACUUGGCCUAAAGUGAGAUGAAGCAUAGAUUUUGUAAAUCAAUGAUAGAAGACUUUUUUGGAAUAAUUUUUGUUGAAUUUAUGAUGAGCAUUGACUGAUUCGAAAUUUAGCCACCACAAUUUUGCAUUUUGUAUUUUAUGCAGGCUAGUAAACAAUUUUUUAAGAUUGAAAACAAUCCAUACAAGUGAAAUUAUAGCCCUUUGAAAUGUGCAAGAAUCACCAAAAUGAGGCUAGUCAGUCUUCCUUGCUGAAUCUAGCCGAAAUUUUGUUGUGUUUAAGAUUUCAUUUCUCAAAAAGAAUACAUAGUGUUAUAUUUGAAAUUAAUUUGAGGAGAAAAAAGAAUGACUACCAGUUUUGAUUUUUCAAAUCGGUCGAUGAGAUUGGAGGAUUCUUAAUGCAAAAUACAGAUAUCACCAUGUUUGUUUUAAGCCAUUAAUGUGCAAGGCUCUCCCCUUGAUGAGUAAAAUCAUCUGGCAUUAAGACCAAUUUACACUACACAACGUUUGCCUAAGUCUGUUUUUCGCAACCUGCUUACAAAUUGAGUUGUGCUGUACUGUAAAUCAAGAACACACCAGUUUGGAAAGUUUGUAUAUGUGUAUUUUGAUGCUUUCUGUAUAUUUACUAUUAAAUUUUCGAAAUCUCCCCGCGCAAUUUCCAAACUUUCCAGUCCGGAGCACACAACUUGCCCAUGUUGUCGUAGAUGAGUUGCGUGCUUGAUUUGCACAGUACAACUUGAGUUGUAAGCAGGUUGCGUGCGACAGUUUUAGGGAAAAGUUGUGUAGUGUAAAGACAAAGAGAGACAAAAAAAUGUGCAUUAGGAUGCAUCGCAACCAAGUGAGUUAACAACAGAGUUCUAAUGAAUGUUUUGUCUUCACUUUUUUAGCCAAAGGAACAAAGGCAGUUGUUUUUAGAUGCAUUUUGUGAAUAUUCAUACAACCAUAUCGAGAUUAAAGCCAUUGCAACCAUGGUAUGUAGUAUUAGGGUCGGUGAUUUUGGUAGCCAAAAGCUAGGUAGUGUCGGGAAACUGAAAACCCAGGUAUUUUUUCUUUGGCCUAAGUUACUUGAUGGGUACGUUGUGUGACAUUUCACAGAGACAGAUUUAAAAGUUGUUGGGUCUUCAGGGUUAUAGAUUCAGUCUCCCCAGGAAUGAUGCCUUGGUCAAUUGCAAACAUCUAUAAAUUUUAUUUGAUAUACUGUACAUAUCUCCCAUAUUCUUAAUUAUAUUUUAUAUUUAAAAACAUAUUUUCAUCUUGUCUUUGUAGAGUGAUCCAAAGAAAAAGUUCAUAGAAAGUUUCAGACAAUAUACACAAGAAACGUUUAUAAAUGGUAAACAUUUUAUGCAAACUGUAAAAAUCUUCUUAAAUUGAUUCCAUAAUUAACUCUACUGUACAUGUAGUGGAAGUUAUUGGAAUGUAAUUAAUUUGUUUAUUCCGCUUAAUAGCCAAUGUUUUUCCUCAGCGAGCACCGUAGAAGAUUCAAGUACCUGACAAGUACUAAAAGAACCUUGACGUUUUGAGUAAAGGCCCUUUGUGUGGACGGUUAAGUGGCCAGCUUCCAGAUGAAGGGCUUUAGCUCGAAAUCAUUGAAGUCUUUUUGGUAAACAUUUGAAAAGUGAAAUAUUUGAAAAGCAAAACAUUUGAAAAGCAUUUGGAAAGCGAAACAUUUGAAACGUGAAACAUUUGAAAAACAUUCGGAAAGCGAAACAUUUAAAAGACCAUGUCAAAUUUGUUCUGCACAUCAGUUCUGCUCAUAACAAAGGGGGAUGGACAGAAAUAAACAUUGCCCAAAUUUUGCAUCUUUUGAACUUUAUUAAAUUGAAACAUACUCUAGUUUAUAUUCAUUUACAAUAGCGAGCCAGAAACGUGUUAGAUAUUCAGUCAGUAUGUCUUGUUUUACAAAUAUGGCAGUUCAAAAUGUAAACAAAGGAUUUGUUUACAUUACAGACUUGACAUUGUCUUUAACAUUUGAAAAGCAGAAGAUAAUAACUUAGUCAAUAAGCUUUUGAAAGGAUAUUUUUAAAUCUUUAACUUUUUCAAAUUCUUAAUAUUAUAGCUAUAUUAGUGAAUGCUUUUAGGAAAUUUAUUAGGAUUACAGGACUCACAUUGAUAACUGUUCUCCAUUGAACUGAAGUGAUUCAUCCUGUAUAAAUAUUUAAUUAAUAAAUAAAUUGAGUAUUUUUCAGCAUUUGAAUCUUCUACAGUGCUCUGUAUUAAAUCCUUGCUACCUACUCUGGUGGCACCCACCAUUCAAGAUUGAAUAACAUUUUUCCCUUCCCAGGUAAAUUCAGCACUGCUAAGCAAUUUCUGAAUGACUCAGUUAUUGUGGCAAGAAAUAAACACAUGAUUCAAUAUAUGGACUCUCAUUCAUAUGGUAAAUAAGUAUUGAAAUAUUUUAGUCUUUGUACCUCGGUUAAUUUGACUGUAUUUCUUAUAUACUGACAGCGUGCUAUCAUUUAUAACUUAAUUCUCUUUUAUUUUUGCAAUUGUCUUAUUUAGCCAAGGAUCCAUUUUUUCAUAAAGAAACAAGGUAUGUGCAAAAAUGUAUGAAAGUUUCAGUUUCCUCAAAGUAAUUUGCAGGUUUUUGUGAAAAAUAAGAACAAACUUUAACAUUUUUUGGACAAACUUUGGACGUUUCAUUUCGUAUUUUUUGCGGCCGUGUUGUAUGAGAACUUAUUUGUCAACAAUUUAAAAUAAAUGAACGAUAUUUUGUGAGAAAAUUGAACUUAAAGUUUAUGUAAAUCAGCAUGAUUUGUAUCAGAUAUACAAACUCCUUCACAGUUAUGAUAUCUUUAGUGUUUAUGAUACAUAGUAAGAGUAUCUAUUUUUGGUCAAUGGUCAUUCCAUACCAUACCUCUAGGAGGGUUAGAAGGUGAUGCGGGUGUUACAAUGACUGCAGGUCUUUGUGACGUAUUCUGUGACGUCUGUGUUACUUCAUCAGUGAUGUUGACAGUUUCAUCUCUUGUCAGUAGUGGUUAUAUACAGCCAUCGACAACACUUUUUUGCUUGUUUUUGACCGAUUACAUAGUUAUUGAGAAAGUCGAAAAUCUGUGAGAAUAUUGAACUUAGAAUCAGCAUGAUUUUGUAUCAGAUAUACAAACUCCUUCAAGCUCAUGAUAUCUUUAGUGUUUUCUUCAUGAAUUAUUCACGAGUUUUACAUUAUUAAAUAUAACAUUGGAAAACUAAAAGCACAUUUAUUUACAAUGUGUAAAUAAUUACUACUAUUAGUUUUCCCAGUUGCUUUUAAGUAACUUUAUUUUCAUUACCCAUUGUAGAGAUGUUUUUCGAAGAUUAUUUGGAGAACCUACAGAGGCUGGAACGUGUGUUAAGGUGAGCCUAACAGCCUGGGUCAUGUACUCGAUCAGGUUUUUAAUUAAAUGAAUUAACGAGUACUAUUAAGUCUGCGUCCUACUUAUUCUGUUGGCUACGGUGUAACAAAUCUUCAGUGGCGCAGACUUCAGAGCAAGCGCCAUUCACCUCUGAGUUCGUGGGUUUGAUUUUUGCUAUGAACCGGGCCUUAAAAUAUCGGUCGGUCACGGACAUUGUCCGACCCAUUCGUGAAAUUGUCCGACGUAGAAAGGAAACCACCGGACAUUCUGUCCGACCAAAGUGAAACUGAGGUUUAUUGUUUGUCCGACCCAAGUGUAUUGGUGUCCGACCGAACUGUAGCUUUGUCCGCCGUAAAUCAAAAUGUACCCUAGCCCAGGACUAGAGGCUUGUAUGUUAAAUGGAAAAUUAGAGUACUAUUGUAUAAAGGUCAACUGGAAAUGUUGUUUUAACGUAGUCGAGAGCGAAGUCUUUUUUAAUACUGCUGUUCUGGAAAGCAAGUUAAUUUUGGCUUGGAAAUAAGUAUGAAAGAAACAAAUUAUUUAAUAUCUUUACAACAUACACCGUUUAUUCAUUUGUGUCAUUCAGACUUAUUUCCGAGUCAAGUGAACUGAAAGUCAUCAGACAUAUGUCCGACCCAAACUCAACGUCACAGGACAUUUUGUCAGAUAUUUUAAGGCCUGUAUGAACUCGUGUGAAAAGAGUCCGUCAAUGCUCUGCCGAAAGUCGUGGGUUUUCUCCGGGUUUUCCUCCCACAGGGAAAGUUGACAGGGUGGGCUACAAUAAACACAGUUAAGAAAGUAAUAUCACAAUUGUUGUAUAAACGAUAAAGUAAUCUUGGCUAAGUAUGUAAUCGUAUAAUUAUAAUCUGUACCAAUAACUUUUAACCACGAAAGCAUAGGUAGGCUAUAAGCUAUACUGUACUGUAUUGUAUGUUUAAAGUGUGACUUACCCCAAAUAUGAUUUUUGGUAUGUGUAGUAUUUGGGUCAUUCUAAGAAGAAACGUGAUAUAUCUUUAUAGUAAAAAACCUCAUCUUGGUCAACUUUUUCACUGUCAAAGUUCCAGAUAUGAUGUCAUUGGGUGAAUUUUUGGUACAGAAAAACAAAGGAAAACUAAUUUGCAAUGGAACAUUUGCAUUAUAGACUAAAUUUUGAUCCAAACAAGUCUAGACAAAAAUUUCAUCACAGCUUGAAAGAGCAUCACAAAAUUAGUAAUAUUCCAAACUUUCGUCGCGAAAUGUUGUAAAAUGCGAAUAAUAUAGCCUUGCGAAGUUUGCCGUUUUUCAGUCAUUUUGUAUUACGCGGGGGAAAUUGACAGCCCAAUACCCUUUGGGGCUGUCAAUUUCCCGUUUGUAAUACAAAAUGACUGAAAAACGGUAAACUUCGCAGGGCUAUAUUAUCCGCAUUUUACAACAUGUCGCAACGAAACUUUGGAAUAUUACUAAUUUUGAGAUGCUCUUUCAAGCUGUGAUGAAGUUUUUGUCUAGACUUGUUUAGAUCAAAAUUUAGUCUAUAAUGCAAAUGGUCCAUUCACCUAAUGACAACCGGAUCUUUGACAGUGAAAAAGUUGAUCAAGAUGGGAUUUUUUAUUACAAAGAUAUAUUACAUUUCUUCUUCGAAUGUCCCAAAUAUUACACAUACGUAAAAUCAUAUUUGUGUUUAGUCGCCCUUUAGUUUAAAGCUACCUUCAUUUAAUCCUGUCUUCGUUUUUGUGCAGGUUAUAUGUGUUCUACCGCUCUACGUGAGGUUCGCUGGAUCAAUAUGCCGCUAUCUUAAAAAAUGGCUGGACGUGGAAGAGAGCCUGUAUCCAAUGCCUGUGAAAGGCAAGAAAAGUAAGGCUGAGAAAAAAGCCAUGAAAGAACAAGCCCUGGCUAUUGCAAAAGCUCUUUCUACUUCUCAGCAAACUAGAUCAACGGUCAGUAAUCCAAAAGCAGCUUCAACUAGCCAGCAAAAUUUGGGAGCUGCUGGGAAUUCCAAAACGGGAUCUGGCACUGGCCUUCAAAUUAUAUCAGCGGUCGGUAGCUCCAGAAUCGUUACCAAUGACGGGCAUUCGAAAGCACUGGUCGUGAAGCAUGACGGCAUAUCGACGAAAUCCGAUCCAGACGCGGCCGAGGAUUUUUCCAGCUUUUACUACGAUAUGCAUGAGAGGAAACAGCGGAAACGCGAUUUCAGAAAGAAAGGCAAGAAAUUCGAACCCAUUCCCUGCCAGCAUCCCUGUCACGGGAAGGUUUGUAACUGCAAUCCUCAUAAGCAUAACCACGCGCAUGACCACAGCCACGCGCACGACCACGCGCACGACCACAGCCACGCGCAUGAUCACGGCCACGCGCAUGAUCAUCACCAUCAUCAUCACGACCAGCCCCAAGCAACACGCGAGGAAUUAAUGAAUUGCCUCUGCGAGAAACACAAGGCGUUGGCCGAAGCUAAAAUAGCCGAGAAAAGAGCCGCUUUGGACAAACGUAUGCACAGCGAGGGGGAAAAGUCCGGCGAUAAAAGUUCCGAGGGACAUAAAAGCCCCGGCGAUAAAAAUCCCGAGGACAAAAGUUCCGUUGUGAAAACCCCAGAGAAUAAGAGUCCUGAGGCUGAGGGCAAAAGUCCCUUGGUUGAAAAUUCGGAGGGGAAAAUUUCCGACGAUAAAAAUUCGGAAGGGGAAAAUUCGGAGGAAAUAAAUUCGGACGGAAUAAGUUCCGAGAAUCAAUGUUCCGAGAACAAAACGUCCGAGGAUACAAACUCCGGGGACCAAAAUUCCGAGAGCAAAAGUUCUGAGAAUAAAAGUUUAGAGGGUAAAAGUACUGAGGACGAAAACCCCGAGGAUAAAAGUUCGGAGGACAAAAGUUCGGAGGACAAAAGUUCGGAGGAUAAAAACUCCGAAGAGGGUAAAAAUCUCGAAGAGGGUAAAAACUCCGAGGAGGGUACAAAUCUCGAAGAAGGUGAAAACUCCGAGGAGGAAAAUCUCGAAGAGGGUAAAAACUCCGAGGAAGGUAAAAAUCUCGAAGAAGGUGAAACUGCCGAGGGCAAACAGCUCGAAGCAUCUGAAAAGUCCGUGGGUAACGCGGCGAAAGAGCCUGAAGUUAAAAGUCCCAGAGGAAAAAAGUCGCAUAAAAGAAUUCGUGAGAAUGGGUUGCUUAGCAGUGAUGAUUCGUCAGACUGCGAUGCAGCCGUCGAACGUUUCGUGCGUAGGACGUUUCCUGAGCUGCUUCUGGGUGAAGACCAUCCCAACCAGCAGUACGAGAAGAUGGUCGCUGACGAGAAGGCGAGGAGACAGAAGCUGAAGGAAAACAAACUUCGUACGUGCUCCUUUUGUAGGAAACAAGAAACCGAAGUGAAGUCUUUUAAAAAGUGUCAAAAGUAAGCAAUCGAUAUUUUUUACCUUUUGUUAUUUUAUUUGCGGAUUGUGCUUAGUAGUGGUUUUCAGUAAACGCCACAGAACAGCAGAUGGUGCAUGGUCAUCUACACCCAAUAUAAUAAAAAACAUUAUUUUCUCACUCUUGUGACAGCAGGUUGACCACCAUCAACUCACUGUGUUAUUCUGUCAGUAAAACCUACAUGCGUAAAAACGCACAAGUUGUAACAAACCUGCGCAGACUUGUAGCAAUGCUGUUCCAACAACUUUUCAACAGGAUGUGUUCGCACUGGCUUGUUCCCAGCUUGUUGGCAAGUUGUCAACGGCUUGUUGACAACUUACUACAAGGUUGUUGAGCUCAACAGACUUGUGACAAGUUGUUCCAACAACUUUGUUAUCAUUAUUCAACAAUUUGGCAAUUUGUCAACAAGUUGUGAGUGACAACCUUGUAGCAACUUGAUAAAAUAACAGCAUUGUUGCAACUUGUUGACAAACUUGCCACAAGCAUGUUGCGGACACAUCUUGUUGACAAGUUAUAAGAUUUCCACGUGUGUGCCUAUUGGACGGUAGAGCAUCUAGUGGCUACACGUUCAAGCCCCCUAAAGCUUUGAACAAAGACAAUAAAACACAAUUCUUCACGACAUUCCUUCAUAUAGUAUAAGUAUAACUAUGUAAAGUUGUAAACCGUAUUUAAACUCUGACUUUGAUGAGAGUUGAGCAAAUUCUCAAUAUUCUACUCAAUAUUUCAGAUGCAAAGGAAAAGGUACGAAAUUUUACUGCAGCCGUGAAUGUCAAAGUAAGUUUCAUUAUUAUAUAGUAGAGAGAGAGUUAUAGUAGAGAGUUAUUAUACUGAAAAAUACACAGUGAGAUAUUUUCCAUAUCUUCACUAGUGAAGAUAUCGAUCAUGUGACUUUUUCCAAUUUGCUUUUGAGCGUGAAAUUUCACAAUUUUUUGCUUGGGACUAUGUAAUAAACAGAACAUUACACGGUGGCUUGAAUAUGUCACUUUUGUCUUCUCGUGUUAAAAACAAUAUUUUACUCACUCGCUGUGCUUGUUCGUAAAAUAUUGUUUUCACCACUCGAAGAUAAAAGUCAUAUCUUCGCGUCGCCGUGUAAUAUCCUCUAUUUAUACUCGAAUAUACAUUCUAAAAUACUCGAACAUACAUUAUACAAAUACUCGAAAUAACAGGAAGAACACUGUGCUACCACAGGGCUUGAAAUAAUAGUCGGUCAAUGAUCGGCAAGAAAUUUCUUACGAUCGGCGAAAAGCAGGGUUUCCAACCUGAAAAAAAAACAGGGAAAGUCAUGACUGCCGAUCACCAUGAUCGGGAACUUUGGGAACGUUAUUUCAAGCCCUGCUACCAAAAGUGAGAACUGAGAUUGGUUGGAAAUCGUUUAUGUUCCAAGGAGGAAAACUAGUACUUUUUAACACAUUAUACCAACAGAUUUGAAAGAAGAGUGCUCAUUUGUUAAAUUUAGAUGUAAAAUAUUGUACAGGACAUUUUUAAUUCCUGAAUGCAGAUAUACUAUUACUUUUUAUCAUGCUUAUUUCAAACUAUUUAAAACAUGAGUAGCAUUGUUUUAUCAGAUAUAAAGAUACGAGGCGAAGCCUAGUAUCUUUAGGUCUGAUAAAACACGCACUGCGAACGUUUUAAAUUGCCUCAAAAACGAUCGAUCUAGUAGGUUCAUUGGCGAAGCAAUUUUAAAAAAAUACGUUGUGUAAGUAGAGAAAAUCAAAGUUAAAAUUUAUGUAAAUCAAGGGAAAUCUCUAUCACAUAUAAAGAUACGACACGCUUAUGAUUUUUCUUUGUAUUUUCCUCAUGAAUUAUUAAUGAAUUUUUGAAAGAAAUUAAAGACAUUGCAACUUUUAACUUCUAAGUACUGUCGAGAUUAUAUAUAAACUCUGGACUUUUUAUACAUUGCAUGUUUAUAUCAUAGAUUAUUUGUAAUUUUAGUUCUUAUUCUAAAGUCCUCUAUUGAUAGCAGUAUUUUACUAUACUGAAUGAGUAUAUACCUCAUGUGUUAUAAAUAUUGUUCAUAAUAUAAAUAACAUUACUAGUUUAUGAGCAAAACGCAAAGGAAAUCUCCUUUUCUUGAUAUGACUGUAAUAAGCACCCACAAGUGAAACUUUCUAAUAAUACUGCAUGAUCUUUUAUUUCAGAAAUGGAUUGGACGAAGCAUCGAUUGGAGCAUUAAAUAACGAUCAUUGGUAUAUGAUCACGAGGUCUGAUUGAUAUAUACAGGAUGUAUAUAAUCGUGCAUGUUGUUGUGUAUAUAUAGAAUAGUGUCAAUGAAGGGUUUUUAAUCAAGUCGAGUUAAAACUAUAUAUAAAGUAUUUUUUAUAUCAAGAGCUGUGUAAACAUCUGUAAAGAAAAUGCCAUAACGACUAAGCCCGCGAUACACCACGAACACUGACCUGCGUUAACCCGAGUUAACUUUUACACCAUUGUGAUGUAGUCAAAAAAUCAAAGAGGUCACAUCUAGAGAACUCCCGAUUGAUAGGAAUACAACUACCUGAUAGAGGUGUGCAUCGGAUCGGAUUGGACGUUUAUAAUCCGACAAUAGGCUAAUGUUUAAAAUCCAAUCCGAUCCGAAAUUGUCUAAUCCGAAUCCGAUCCGAGUUUUGAUAAAGAAUUCCGAUCCGAUCCGAAGAAUCCUUUAAUAAAAUAAAUUUCUCAUUCAAGUGGAAAUAUUUAAUUUAACCAAAUAAAUAUAAAAGCAAGAAAUACAUGUCAAGAAGCUGACAAUAUCGAAGUCCGAUCCGGCUACGAAACAACUUUAUCAAUCCGAAAUGAAUAUUUUUGUUCCGAAAUCCAAACGAAUCCGAUCGGAUUCGGAUCGGCACACCUCUACUACCUGAAAAAUACUAGGAGAACUUCGACAGACAAUGGUGCGAAGCUACCAUCUGUUGGAUUAUCAUUGAACGCCUCUAAAUCAGAAUCCGUGCUAGAACGCAACGAUUAAGGCCUUUCGUUGGAAACGUCGAAGAUCUCCUUGUAUUUUUCAGGCAGCUGUAUCCCUAUAAGGCGCUGUUACACUAAGCAAUCUGUCUCGGAACUUGCUUGCAAUGUUAAGAAAAACGAUUUCAGCAUUGCAUUGCAAGGGUUGUUACGCCAAGCAAUAGAGACCUUACGAUUUUAGGACGGCAACGCGACGACGACGGCCAAAAGAAACUCCUUCAAAUAAAUGGUAGUAAAGAUAAUUCGUCAUAUGUUAUCAAUCGUGUGAAUUUAAUACAGCCUUGGAAGUUGAAGACAUGGGUUUUAUGUUUGGGAAGAGUUCUGCUGAACCCAAUUUGAAGUUGUUCUUGUUGCGGCUUGAAAUGCAGUCGUUGUAUCAAGACGUGAAAAUAUGUGAUUUGGCGUUGCAAAGAGAGCGAGGGCAAUGUCUAAAUUAUGAUGCUUGUGAUGUUACUCUGAGUGUAUAUCCACACCGGGCAAGCUUGAAAAAUAUGCCUGACCAUUGAUAUCGAAGGAACUAGAUUCUGUUCCGAAAUAUCACAUACUCGAACCGACCAGACCGCGUAGCUCAGUUGGCAGAGCAUUGGGCUAGUAUUCCAAAGGUCGUAGGUUCGAUUCCCACCGUGGUCAGGCAUAUUUUUCAAGCUUGCCCGGUGUGGAUAUACACUCAGAGUAACAUCACAAGCAUCAUAUUCACCUGAGUACAUUACACCAACACGGAAAAAUCAUGAAGGUCUAAAUUAUUCAUAUAUUCUAAUUAUUCAAUUCUUUUCAAUGAUUUAUUGUAUUGGUAGCCGUUGCCGUCCUAAAUCGUAAGGUCUCUAUUAUGUUCCAUGCAACGAUCAUUAUUAAAAAUAGUAUAAAAACCUCGAGUGCUAACGUUUGGCGCCAGAUUGACAGAUCGUUGUGUAUCGAUGGCUAAAGCGAGAGGCAUGCAAAUUAAGUCAACUUAUAUAUCUUUACAAUACCGUAGCAUGUACAAAAGAACCAAUUCUCGAAUAAACGAAAUAAUAUACCCAGGAAACGAUACCACUUGAUGUAA
This is a messenger RNA of Paramuricea clavata, 11177 nucleotides long. The record is from the annotation of a GenBank genome assembly. NCBI's taxonomy places the organism in Eukaryota, Metazoa, Cnidaria, Anthozoa, Malacalcyonacea, Plexauridae.